AUGCCUGCUCUUCCCGAAAUCGACUUUCUCACUCUACUCUCAGACACAUCUAAUAAAAGCUUUUCGAAUUCUUCGACUCAAGAUGAUAACAACUCCUUGAGCCCUCUUAAGGUGAUUUGUGCGUGGCCCGUCUCAGGCCAGUACGGUGCAGGGUCACGAUUCCUCUACUAUGUACUUGUGGCCACGUGCGUCCUUGCUCGGAAAACUGAAUGGCUUCGCAACGCUGCACUUGCUGCUGCCUUAGUCUUCCCGGCUGUUUCUGGCAUACACGGAAUUGUCCUUGCUGCAAUGGACAGAAAAGGGGGUGUUGAUCUGGAUGUUUAUGGAGCGUUGCAAUUUUGCGCUGUUGGUGCUUUGACAGCUCCUGUCACUGUGCGGUUCAGCAAAACAUACUUCAACACCCCUGGAAGGAAUGUAAUAUUCUUGUGGACGCUCAUUGUCCUAGCAGGCCUCAUGGCUCUUACCGUCGAGUUCUUCCGACUGGGCCCUCUUCCAUGCGCGGAUGGCGGUGACGGACUUCCCCUCUACCGGCUACAGGACUUCGAGUAUGGCACUACAAUGUGUGGAUUGAUCUGUUCCGCGGAGGAUGGUCCGCAUUCUCCCAUGCGAGCUGGAUCCGCGAAUGACAUCUACGUCGUCCCGGCGCCCUAUGUGCUUACCUUCGGCGCAGCGACACUCAUCGCUGCUGGGUCUUGUAUUCCUCCGAUCCUCUCUCUUAUUUCCACAUGGGAAAAGAUCAACUUCCUUAACUGGCAAGCUCGUUGGGGGCGACAACGCGAUGUUGAUAGUGAACCUGCGACAUCUACCAACGCUUCUGAGAUUCAUGCGGACUGUGCUGGCUCCCCAGCUGAAGCUCUCGGCAACACAGCACAGCUAAACGGAGUGGAUAACAAUCUUGCCCGCGGAGAAGUCGCUCUUCCUGAACCACCCCCGGAAAGUACUGAGCAGAUGAUGAAGAUCAAUGCUACGAUCAGGGAGUUAUUGAAUGUCAUCGAAUUUAUCGUCUUCUCUGGGGCUGUGGUUGCGUUGAUCAUUGUUGGAGAGAUGAAUUUUUGGAGUCAAUGGGCACCUAUCGUAGCCUCCCUACUAGCAGCCUGCGGGUCAUUAUACAUGUUGCUUGCCGAGGAGGCUACGGAUUUGGAAUGCGAACACGGGCCAUGUCAACGUUGUGCAAACACUCAUACGAGCAUAUGCCUUCAUCAACAUACUGCCAUGAGCACUGCUGCUCUGAUCCAGUCAGACAACUCCGAGAUGGCCGAGACAUGUCGUCCACAAAUAGCUUCCACCGAGCCAACUCUAUCAGGAGCCAACCCUGAAUGGGAGAAUGAGAACCAUGGCCUUGCAAAUAGCGUCCCUCCAACCGGAGCUGAAAGCAGCUCCGGGUGGUCAAGAAUGAGGGUAGAACGAUUCUUAAGAAGAGUUGCCGAGAGUCUUCAAACCCCAUCACGCGAUCGGUAUGAUGAUACUCAAGUCAGGCGGAACGCACUUUCCUAUCCCCUAGUUCCGGGUGAGGAUCUGAGAGUUCCUCGUUUCAAUGAGAUAAUUGCAGCCUGGGACGUAGUAACCACAUUCGCAGGGAGGUCACGUUCAAGUAGUCUGCAAAAUGGUGCCCCGGGAAGUGGUAAGAUUGUCACUUCUAGCAGGAGUAACUCGACCUCUCCAACGAAUCGGGUCCCUCAGACACCUACCACAUCUGUUCUGUCGUCGACUGGGAAGUUGCUCGAUGUGCCACAAUUUGGUCAAAGCCCCUUGUCUACGGCAUCAUCAGGUGCUGGUUUAUCCAUCUCUUCCAAGUCUGAGUCUGAGGCACCUCGACAGCAACCGCCUGCUGUCCCGCCCAUCAUCAUCACAGACAGUGAGCAGGCCUCGGAAAAGAUGGAAGGGCGUCAUCGUUCCAUCCCAGCUUCUACCAUGAUGUCACCGACAACUUCGGAGCCUCCGUGA
Molecule: messenger RNA, 1944 nt
Organism: Thermochaetoides thermophila DSM 1495
Lineage: Eukaryota; Fungi; Ascomycota; Sordariomycetes; Sordariales; Chaetomiaceae
Exons: 3
Coding region: 1-1944 (647 amino acids)
Source: RefSeq, a predicted model, not a curated record